AUGUCUCGACUCGCCCUCCUCGUCAGCCUCAUGGCUGCCACCGUAGCAGCCCAAGCGGAAUACGCAUCCCACGGCUUCAAAUACAUCGGCUGCGUCGAGGCCGAGCCCCCAGUCUUCUCCUUCAACGUCGAUCUCCCUGCUCCGUUCAGCGCCCAGCAGUGCCAGGAAGCCUGCCACGCAAAGGGCAAAUACGCCGCCAUCGACGGCUCGUGUCACUGCGAGGAUCCUGCGUCCAAGGGAGAGCCGCAGUACAAGGUGCUUGAGGAUUCCGUCUGUGUGCAGCCGUGCAUCGGCGGCAACCAAACUGCGGGAUGGUGCGGAGGCCCUCAGUGUCCGGUGACGGGGAAGAAGCGAUAUUCGUUGUACAAAAUGGACGAGGACCACUGCGACGAUGACAAGGACAAAGAUAUUGAUAACGGAUUUCACACCAAGAGCAUCCCCGUGAGAACCUCCACCACCAUCAAGACCAUUACGUCUUGUCCUCCUGAAGUCACCAACUGUCCGCUCUCCUGCCCACCUGGAGGCUGCCAUGUUGAUCCUCCGUCUCCCAUCACGACAUGGAAGCAUCAUUCUGCCCCGUCAUCCGAGCCCAAAGCCCCCUUUCCCCGUCCAGAGUGCGAUGGUGAACACUGCAAGACAACCGUUCCGGCAUCGCCAACAUGUCCGCCAGGAGGAUGCGUUAAGCUUGUCACGGAUCCUAUCCCGCCCCGUCCUCAUCCUACGCCUGAUCCGGCUCCUACCAAAGUACCGGUGACCAUUAGCGAGGGCACCAGAUACCAGUCUGGGGUGCUAAUGGCAGCUGUUGCCGCGAUGGUCGUGGCUGUAAGUUGGCUGUAA
This is a messenger RNA of Trichoderma breve, 837 nucleotides long. RefSeq lists its product as uncharacterized. The coding region runs from base 1 to 837 and encodes 278 amino acids. The record is from RefSeq and is a predicted model, not a curated record. The transcript has a single exon. Lineage: Eukaryota; Fungi; Ascomycota; Sordariomycetes; Hypocreales; Hypocreaceae.